Molecule: messenger RNA, 2724 nt
Organism: Limulus polyphemus (Atlantic horseshoe crab)
Lineage: Eukaryota; Metazoa; Arthropoda; Merostomata; Xiphosura; Limulidae
Product: sphingosine kinase 1-like
Exons: 5
Coding region: 618-2549 (643 amino acids)
Biological process (GO): sphingosine biosynthetic process
Cellular component (GO): cytoplasm; membrane; intracellular membrane-bounded organelle
Source: RefSeq, a predicted model, not a curated record
AAGAAAUAAAUAACAAAUAUCAUUACUCAAUUUACUGUAUUACACUGCCCCAGUGGCUCAGCGAUAAGGCUGAGGAUUUAUGACGCUAAAAUUUGGAUUUCGAGUAUAGAUAGCCCAUUGUGUGUAGAGUUAUGCGCUUACAAACAAGCAGUUAAAUGAACUUAAUUAGUGGCCUACGUUACCACGAAGGGAACCUUGUAAUGGUGUCUUCAAUAUAAAAAUUGCUUGUUUAAUAAACACAAUGAAGCAAGUGAGAUAGCGUUUAAGACAAAUAAAAGUAAAGCUGAUCAAACAACAGAAGAAAAUAAUAUAAACGAUAAACGCACCCGUAACUAAAAACAAAAUAGAAAUCGCUAUCUCACAGGGUAGCAAUAGCGCCAUCUAUGGUUUCAGCUCUUUACAUCACGCGACAUGGUUUAGUUUGUUGUGAAAUAGUUAAUGUGCCUGUAAGUGAAACAGGUAAAGCAGCCUAGGUAGUAUCCUGUUUUUAAAGAAAUUAGAGUUUUCCGCAUGCUGUGUUAUAUAUUUAAAUUUUUCUUUGUUGCAUUAAUUUUCAGUCAUCAGAGUGUGUCUUGUAAGUUGUAUUAACAGAGAUUUAUAGUUUCACUUGUUUUGUCAUGGAAGAUUUGGAAAGCGAAGAUGUUUCUUCUUGCUUAUCAAUGCCAUCAAGUUCUGCUUUAUUAGAAGACAUGUUUGUAUUGCAUAAUACAAACAGUGUCGUCAACGUUAAACUGACUCAAAAGAACAUUGUUUUGGAACACGUUUCUCCCGCAAAAAAUAAUCGCCACGAAGAGAUUGUCAUUGAGAUCAGUGACAUAGUGGGAUGCCAUAUAAUGAAAGAAAAGAAACGAACUCGAAAAGAGUCUCUUUCGUUAGGUCGUUCCAUAUUCCUGUGUUUGUAUUCAUAUCCUUUACGUUUCAGGGGUAAGCUUCUUCAGAAGCAGUUACAGCGAAUAAGGGAAACUAUCACUUUGGAAAUAAACAAACAUAAAGAAGAGGAAGAAAAUGUGAACGUUGCUAAGAGAUGGCAAAAAGCUCUGUUGUGGUUACUGAAAUCUGGUGAAAUUGUUGAUCUUCAAGGUAUCCAAGAACUGCCUCCUCAGAGAAAUCUGUUAGUAUUUGUUAAUCCACGAAGUGGGCCAGGAAGAGCUUUGCAGAUUUUUAGAGAGCGUGUUGUUCCUGUUUUAGCUGAGAGUGAUAUUAAAUAUAAGCUUGUUGUUACAGACCGUUCCAACUGUGCAAGAGACUUUGUCAAAACACAAAACCUAGCAACAUGGAAUGGGGUUGUUGUGGUCUCUGGAGAUGGCCUUUUGUAUGAGGUAUACAAUAAAUCUUCUGUUUUACUUGUGUCUCUAAGUGUAAAUAAGAAAUUGGACAAUAAUUCUUGUGGUAAAAAGUUUUUAAACUUCCAUAGGGAGCCAUAUGUUGGAAAAACAGUCAUCUCAAGUGUAUUGAAUGUGAUCCAUGGAAGGGUAUCUCCAAUGGAUUUGGUUCGUGUAUCCACAGCAAAAGAAACAGUAUAUUCCUUUCUUUCUAUUGGUUGGGGUAUUAUGGCUGAUAUUGACAUUGAGUCUGAAAAGUUGCGGGCAAUAGGAGAGGCUAGGUUUGGUUUGUGGGCUAUUGUUAGGUCUAUUGGUUUGAGAAAGUACAGUGGAAGACUUUCCUAUCUACCUGUUGAUGGUUAUUUGCCAAAAGCAACUAAACAAUUGAUAUCUCAGUACAGGAUGAAGAGAAGUGUUACUUCUGGAGGCAGUGAUUAUGUAACAACUUCUCAUGAAGAAAGAAAUAGUUCCAUAAAAAAUAAAAUCCAACAAAUGGUGAGGUCAAAAAGUUUGAAUUUCACCUUGGAAGAACAGAGAAGUAAAAAAAGUAUGAGUAAAGUAUUCAUGAAUAAAAAGAGUUCUGACUCAUCUUCACUAGAAAAUUCAAAUUCAUCAUCAGAUUUCAUGGUAGAACCAGAAAAAACAUACUUGUCUGGUGAUGAAGGAACGAUGACCCACCAAAGUGAGAUACAACCCACUGGAGCAUGUUCUGGACAAAUUGAAACAAAGUCUGUACAAUCAACUAGUUGGAGUGAAGCUCCUGAACUGCCUGUUGUAACCUUAAAUGAUGAAUCUUAUGACAUUCCAACUGUUUGUGAAAAAACAUGUAAUGAUACAGCUCAAAGUUCGUUGCUGCCACCAAUUAACCAGCCUUUGCCAUCUAACUGGGUUGUUGUCGAAGGAGACUUUAUCGUGGUGUAUGCUUCUCAUCAAACUCAUCUCGGUACUGAUGUGUUCUUUGCUCCGAAUGCCAAAUUAGAUGAUGGGUUGAUGUGGUUAGUCAUUAUCCAAGCAGGGGUUUCCAGAGUUCAAGUGAUAAACUUCUUGCUUUCUCUACAAAAUGGUAAACAUGUGGAUAUUCCAUAUGUAACUAUGAUACCUGUUCGUGCAUUUCGACUGGAACCAUUUUCUGCAGAUGGGUACAUGACAAUUGAUGGAGAGGCUGUUGACUGUGUUCCUCUACAGGCUGAGGUGUUGCCAUCCCUUACUAGGAUCAUGACUCGGUGAACAAAUAAGUAUUUCCAUGUGGUUUCUCAGUUUGACAUUGGUCAGUCCACUAUAUAUAUAUUUUUUCUAUUGUACUAUGAAAACAUAGUGUUGUCCUUUGUAAUUUUUGAUAAUUAUACAUUUGAUGCCUUUGAUUGAAGCUCCCAAUUUAUAUAUAUAUAUAUACCCUUCUGUC